Molecule: messenger RNA, 1492 nt
Organism: Sander lucioperca (pikeperch)
Lineage: Eukaryota; Metazoa; Chordata; Actinopteri; Perciformes; Percidae
Product: Krueppel-like factor 7
Exons: 4
Coding region: 179-1156 (325 amino acids)
Biological process (GO): regulation of transcription by RNA polymerase II
Molecular function (GO): DNA-binding transcription factor activity, RNA polymerase II-specific; RNA polymerase II cis-regulatory region sequence-specific DNA binding
Source: RefSeq, a predicted model, not a curated record
GGCUCCCUAUCAGUGUCUAGUUUGGCAACACGGAUACGCAUGGAGCCUCCAUCACCCCCUGUCUCUUUUACGCACCGAGUCCGAUAAUGCGCGCAGGUACAGGGACUCUAAUCGCCACAUUUCCAGCCGCUACACUGAACAAUUAAUCUCCUCUUAUGGACUAAUAUGAAAGAAGUGGAUGCACAGGUCUGAGACAGCCAAGAAAGGAGGCAUAUUUCGUGUGGAUCAUUCUUGUUUUCCAUCACCGAGCGUCAGCAUGGAUGUCUUAGCGAACCACAGUAUCUUUCAGGAACUUCAGCUCGUUCACGACACCGGCUACUUCUCUGCCAUGCCGUCGCUGGAAGAAAACUGGCAGCAGACCUGCCUAGAAUUGGAGCGUUAUCUGCAGACGGAGCCCAAGCGUCUGUCAGAGCUCUUCGACCAAGACCUGGAUGGCCUUCUAACCCCAGCCUACCUAAAGGAGGACGGCGAGGAAGAGCUGACAGACGUCCUGCUUCCCAGCCUGCCCAGCCUCCCUGAUCCCCCAAGCCCACCUCCAGUUAUCCUCUGCCCAACACGGAAGAGUUUCCCCUCCACCGGUGGAAUGAAACGAGACAUCAAACCUAAGGGGCUAGAAAACGUAGAAGGGAUGGAAGGGGUCCACCAGGCCCAGCUGUGCGCCGUCACCUCCCUGACGCCCCCGUCGUCACCAGAACUGGGCCGGCACCUCGUCAAACCCAACCAGACACUGACGGCCUCAGCUGAUGGGACGCUUACCCUGAAGCUGGUGGCCAGGAAGGUGGGGCUCAGUGCGGCUCGGCUGGUGGCGGCCCACGCGCUCCCUGUCCGGAUGAAGGACGAAGAGGAGGGCGCGGCAUGUGUUAUCGGCGUGGGGGAGCUACCGGAGAACAAGAAGAGGAUCCACCGUUGUCAAUUCAACGGCUGCAGGAAGGUGUACACCAAGAGCUCCCACCUAAAGGCCCAUCAGAGGACACAUACAGGUGAGAAGCCGUACAAGUGCUCGUGGGAGGGCUGCGAGUGGCGAUUCGCCCGGAGCGACGAGCUGACGAGGCACUACCGCAAACACACCGGUGCCAAGCCUUUUAAGUGCAACCACUGUGACAGGUGUUUCUCGCGGUCGGAUCACUUGGCGCUACACAUGAAGAGGCACAUCUGAGGAAUUUGAGAGAGGUCAGCGGGAGUGAUGGCGAAGGGGAUGGAGGCGGAGUGGAAGAAGGAGAGGGAGCAUCAUCUGCAGAAAAAUAACACCAUGGUUGUUAGAGAGAGACAGCGGGAUGGACUCUGAAAACACCAGAUUUGGCCAUUCUCUACUGGAGGGUGAGGCAUCGCACAGGGACGCUGACUACAGACAGACACACAGACCGGCAGACAGACGGAUCCUAAGUGGCUCUGUCAAUCUGUGCUCAACCAGUUGGUCCAUGAUUCCACAGUGACACGUCGUCAACUCACAAAUGUCUCCCAAUGUUGUUGCGUGGACGACUCAGAGGGGAUG